Cuculus canorus (common cuckoo) is the source of this 571-nucleotide messenger RNA. RefSeq names its product gallinacin-11-like. Bases 1 to 315 code for a protein of 104 amino acids. Gene Ontology annotation, molecular function: CCR6 chemokine receptor binding. Gene Ontology annotation, biological process: defense response to Gram-positive bacterium; defense response to Gram-negative bacterium; innate immune response in mucosa. The record is from RefSeq and is a predicted model, not a curated record. The transcript is spliced from 3 exons. NCBI's taxonomy places the organism in Eukaryota, Metazoa, Chordata, Aves, Cuculiformes, Cuculidae.
AUGAAACUCUUCUCCUGCUUCAUGCCUCUUCUCCUCUUCCUUCUCCAGGCUGUUCCAGGUCUUGGCUUGCCCAAAGACACCUUACGUUGUGUUGGAUACCAUGGUUUCUGCUUCCGUUCAAAAUCCUGCCCACGGCCAUUUGCUGCGUUUGGGACUUGCGCUUGGCGUCAGAAGACCUGCUGUAUAGAUACGACAUCAAACUUCCAUACUUGUCAAGACGAGGGGGGCCAUUGUGUUCCUCCACCAAUCAAAUGUCUGCAAGAGCAAGAGGGACCUUGCCCUCACAGAGAAUGGAAGUGCUGCACAGAAGUGUAAUAAAGGCCUGACGGAAGCGCAGAAAACUGCGGAAACACAUGGACAAGAAAACAAAUAAGUUUUCUUUCCUUCUGUUGUAGAGUUGAUAUCUGGUUUUCUCAACAUGUGAAGUGUAUAAUUAACUAGAGGUAACAUGUCUCUUUACAUGACAAAGGCAAUAAUUAAUAAAUAAACAAGUGUAACAACUGUAUAGGUAUGGAAAGAGGCAGAACGUCACUCUAUUACACCUACACACAGAAAUCCAGAGAAAUCUUGC